GCUCAAAUAUAUUCUAUUUUCUAUGUGACUUUAUUUUAUGUCAUAACAAAAUGAAAAAUUUGAGAAGUUGUUUGAGUUGCGGAGUCUAUGGGUUCUCUAGAGUAUAUAAGCCAGCGCCAAGGAAGUUAGACGACAUUUUUGCAAAACGGCAAAAAGUUAUUUGUGCUCGGAGGUUCUUCACUGAAAAUGCAAAUCAUUCUAAGUCAAAUGAGUGGAAAAGCACAAUAGAUGAUGAUGAAGUAGCGAGACUCAGUCGGAGUGGAAUGGACUGGUGGGAUGCCAAUGGGGAAUUCAUCGCACUUCACACAAUGAACAGGGUGCGGGUGCCAUACAUCAAGAAAGCUGUUAUAGGCGUUCAAGGUGAAAUGUCGACAUCCUCUAAGCCACUAGAUGGCUUUAAGAUGCUUGAUGUAGGUUGCGGAGGUGGCCUAUUAGCUGAGCCACUAGCUCGACUAGGGGCCAAGGUAACGGGAAUUGAUGCAUCUGCACGUAACACCCACGUGGCCAUGCGCCAUGCUUCCCUAGAUCCAUCAUUAGCAGGUAAUCUACAGUACAGAUGUACAACAGUGGAACAGCUUGCGCAGGAGAAGAAAGUGUUUGACUGUGCGGUGUCAUCCGAGGUCAUUGAGCACGUUACAGAAAAAGAGUCUUUUAUUGGUGCAAUAUCCCAGCUACUGAAGCCUAGAGGAUCGCUUAUAUUGACUACCAUGAACAGGACUCCGCAGGCCUAUGUUCUGGCAAUAGUAGCCGCAGAGUACAUAGCACAUGCUGUGCCAAUCGGCACUCAUGACUGGAAUAAAUUCCCUAAAAUUAGUGAGCUGACAGAACUACUUCAAGAAAAUGGUCUAGAAACAGAAGACAUCCAAGGGCUUGCAUUCAACCCAGUAACAAGUCGCUGGUCCUAUUGUGAAGGCACUGAUAUAAACUUUGCACUGCAUGCAAUCAAGAUUUAGUUAUAAAAAAAAAACUGUUUUAUAACACAAGGUUAUUGAUGAUGGUGUGUGAAUUCUCAGGAUGGAAUUGUGGAAAUAAAAUAUGAUUUUCAUCCA
Molecule: messenger RNA, 1049 nt
Organism: Nematostella vectensis (starlet sea anemone)
Lineage: Eukaryota; Metazoa; Cnidaria; Anthozoa; Actiniaria; Edwardsiidae
Product: ubiquinone biosynthesis O-methyltransferase, mitochondrial
Exons: 5
Coding region: 51-953 (300 amino acids)
Biological process (GO): ubiquinone biosynthetic process
Molecular function (GO): 2-methoxy-6-polyprenyl-1,4-benzoquinol methyltransferase activity
Source: RefSeq, a predicted model, not a curated record